Messenger RNA from Cokeromyces recurvatus, 447 nucleotides. RefSeq lists its product as uncharacterized. Gene Ontology annotation, molecular function: RNA polymerase II cis-regulatory region sequence-specific DNA binding; DNA-binding transcription factor activity, RNA polymerase II-specific. The record is from RefSeq and is a predicted model, not a curated record. The transcript has 2 exons. The annotation marks the transcript as partial. Gene Ontology annotation, biological process: regulation of transcription by RNA polymerase II. NCBI's taxonomy places the organism in Eukaryota, Fungi, Mucoromycota, Mucoromycetes, Mucorales, Mucoraceae.
AUGCAUUCAUAUCCAUUUAUUAAUGAUGGACCAACAGAUAUAGUAGAGUCUACAACUAGUAAUAAAUUAAAACAUCGUCACAGUCUUCAUUUACCAACAAACCAUUCAGAGCAAAAAGAUAAGAUAACAAAGCAAGUCCCACCUGGUGUUAUUCAUAUAAAGCCAACAUGGAAACCAGUUAGAUUAGACGAAAAACCACCAUUUUCAUAUGCUACCUUAAUUGCUCAUGCUAUUUUAUCAAGUGAAAAUCGUCGUUUAACUUUAAGUGAAAUAUACCAAUGGAUAUCUAAACAUUAUCCAUGUUAUUCAAUGAAAGAUCAUCGUUGGCAGAACUCUAUUCGUCAUAAUUUAUCUUUACAAAAAGCUUUUGUCAAGUUGGAAAGAGAUACAAAUACACCUUCUGGAAAAGGUUGUUAUUGGACUAUUUUACCCGGUUAUGAACAACCU